Molecule: messenger RNA, 1242 nt
Organism: Acanthosepion pharaonis
Lineage: Eukaryota; Metazoa; Mollusca; Cephalopoda; Sepiida; Sepiidae
Source: the annotation of a GenBank genome assembly
AUGGUCGACAACAACAAUUCCAACCUUCCUAAGACACCGGUUCCAGUCCCGGCGUCGCCUAACAAAUCGGCCUGGGCAGAAAACAGGCCGGCCCAUCAUAAUAAUAACCGAACGUUUCGGUUUUUAAAUUGGAUAUCACCUAUCUAUCUAUCUAUCCAUCUCAUUCUGAUCAUCUAUCUAUCUAUCUAUCUAUCUAUCUAUCUAUCUAUCUAUCUAUCUAUCUAUCUAUCUAUCUCCUUCCGUUCAUAUAUAUCUAGACAACUAGCUAGCUACCUAUCUCAUUUUGUUCAUAUCUAUCUAUCUAUCUAUCUAUCUAUCUAUCUAUCUAUCUAUCUAUCUCUAGCUACCUAUCUCAUUUUGUUCAUAUCUAUCUAUCUAUCUAUCUAUCUAUCUAUCUAUCUAUCUCCUUCCGUUCAUAUAUAUCUAGACAACGAGCUAGCUACCUAUCUCAUUUUGUUAAUAUCUAUCUAUCUAUCUAUCUAUCUAUCUAUCUAUCUAUCUAUCUAUCUAUCUAUCUAUCUAUCUAUCUCCUUCCGUUCAUAUAUAUCUAGACAACGAGCUAGCUACCUAUCUCAUUUUGUUAAUAUCUAUCUAUCUAUCUAUCUAUCUAUCUAUCUAUCUAUCUAUCAUCUAUCUAUCUAUCUCCUUCCGUUCAUAUAUAUCUAUGAGCUAUCUAUCUAUCUCAUUUUGUUAAUAUCUAUCUAUCUAUCUAUCUAUCUAUCUAUCUAUCUAUCUAUCUCAUUCUGUUCAUGUUUAUCUAUGUAUUUUUGGAAUAAUUUUCAGUCUGGUGAAAUAACUGAUCUAUCUCUUUCUGCUCAUAUCUAUCUAAAUUUCAUUCUGAUCAUAUCUAUCUAUCUAUCUAUCUAUCUAUCUAUCUAUCUAUCUAUAAAUCUGAAUCAGUUACAAUUAUUCUUCAUCCUUUCUUUAUUUAUUCUUUCUUUCUUUUUUUCUUUAAAAAUAUUUUCAUUUCUUUCUUAUAAAUUCAUUUCUUUAGUUUUUCUUUCUUUGAUUCUUAACCUUUCUUUUCCUUAUAUUUAUUUGCAUUCUUUAUUAACUUCAUUCAUAAUCUUUUUUCUUUUCUUUUCUUUUCUUUCUUUCUUUCUUUCUUUCUUUCUUUCUUUCUUUCUUUUUUUCUUUCUUUCUCUUCUCCCCAUUGCAUUCUCUCUUUACUUCAUUCAAUCAUAUUCUUUUUUCUUUUCUUUUUGCUUUCUUUCUUUCUUUUCUCUUAAUAUUUUCAUUUAG